AAUAAAAAUGGUUAAAGCAAAGAAGAAAUCAUUAUCGGAAGUUUCCCAACAAAUACGUAAUCAACAAAAGAAGAAAUCUUUGAACCCAUUUGAAGUGCACGUAAAUAAGAACAAACAAAAUGUAUUGGGUAGAAAGAGCAAGACGGAUGAAGGUCUCCCAGGUGUAUCACGUGCAAAAGCCAUUAAGAAGCGAAAAGAAACGCUUCUUCAAGAGUACAAAUUAAAAAAUAAAGAUAAUUUAUUUUUAGACAGGCGUAUAGGUGAAAAGAAUUUAUCCCUGAACGAAGAAGAUAAAGCUUUGGCUAGAUUUGCAGUAGAACGUAUGAGAGCUCAUAAAAAAAAGAAUAUUUAUAACUUGAAUGAUGAUGAAGUAUUAACACAUAAGGGUCAGACUUUAGAGGAAAUUGAAAAAUUUGAUGACCCAAAAAGUGAUGAUGAAUAUAGCGAUGAUGAGAGUAGAAAUGGUAAACUGGAUAACAAGUUUGUUGGUGAAGCUCACUUUGGUGGUGGUAUUUUGUCCAAAUCAGGAUCUGAAAAGUCUAGGAAAGAUCUUAUAGAUGAGCUUAUAGCUGAAUCAAAAAAACGCAAAGCUGAGAAACAGAAAAUACGUGAACAAACUAUAGAUUUAACAGAAAAACUUGAUUCUGAGUGGAGGGAUCUCCUUCCAAUUGUUUCAGCAACUAAUAAGAAAGUUAAAGAAGAAACUACAGAGACAAAGGCUGAUGAUUACGAUAUUGCAGUACGUAAGUUGAAAUUUGAGGCUAAAGGUACACCAUCAGAUAGAUUAAAGUCUGAAGAAGAGAUUGUAAAAGAGGAAAAGGAAAAACUGGAAGCUUUAGAAGCAGACCGGUUGGCAAGAAUGAAAGGACUUGUAAAUAAUACAAGUAAUGAGAUUAAACACAAAUCUGCAGAUGAUCUUGAUGAUGGUUUUAUGCUAGAAACUAUAAAUGACCAAAUCCCAGCAGAUGAUGAUGGAGAAAAUUUAAUUGAAGAUGUACAAAGAGGUUCAAAUAAUGAAGAGAAUAUAAAUAUUCAGGGAGAUAAACAAUUAAAUACUACUGCAAUGAAUGACCUUAUUAAGAAAGAAAGGAAAAUAGAGGAAAAGAAUUCUGUCAAAAGGGAAUUAGCUGAAAGUUCUAACGAUGAAAUCUCAGAAUCUGAAAGUUCUGAAGAAGAUAACUUAUCGGAUUUGAAAGAGUCAGAAUCUUCUAGCGAAGAAGAAAAAGAGUUAAACAAAAGCAAUAUGAUAAUUGGUUCAAAAGGGAAAUCAAAAACUAGUGUUCUGAAGUUGGAUAGUGAAACUAGAGAGCAAGAAAUUAGAGAUGAUCUUUUAAAAAUGAAAAAUAUGGAAAGUGCAAGGAAGGAAUUACCUUACACUUAUAAAGUGCCAGAAAGUUUUGAAGAGUUACAAGAAUAUUUGCAAAAUUAUAAUGCUGAUUACCAGUCAAUUAUCGUAGAUCGUAUAAUUAAGUGUAAUCAUUGGUCACUGAAUAAUACAAAUAAAGAAAAGUUAUCAAAUUUAUUUUUGUUUUUAUUACAACAUGUAAAUGAUCAUGUUAUAGGAAAUGAUGUUGAAAGUAUAGUUAAAGGUUUCCAAAUUAUGGAUAGAUUAUCUCCUUUUUUAUACGAUCUUGCUCAUCUAAAUCCACAGAAUGCCAAAUCUGUUAUACAAGCAAUAAUCAAAGAAAAGCACAAUGAGUUUGAGAAAAAUAAGAAGAGACACCCUGACCUAGAUACACUUAUUUUCUUUAAAUUGGUUUCUUUGUUAUUUCCAACAUCCGAUUUCAGACAUCCUGUAAUUACUCCCUGUGCAAUAUUUAUGUCUGAAAUACUAUUUAGAUGUCGUAUUAAAAAUAAAAUAGAUAUUUCAAAGGGUCUUUUUAUAUGUACUCUUAUAUUAGAGUAUACAGUAUUAAGUAAACGAUUUGCUCCAUCUGUGUUAAAUUUCUUGCGCGGAAUAGUUUACAUAUCCACGCCUACACAUUUAAUACAAGGAAUAAAAAUAAUACCGCCCUUUAAAACAAACGGAAACUCGAGAAAUUUAUUAAUACUUGAUGAAGAUCAUGCUAAGUUUGAUAUUAAUCCAAGUAGUAUUUAUAUGAAAGCGUCCGAUCUGAUAGAUGGCCCCAUAGAUGAUGAUUUCAGAAUAAGAGCCUUAUUAAUAGCUGUAAAUUUAUUGUGUGAAUUUAAAAACCAUUUGGAAGAACUGGAAGCUGUGUAUUCGAUAUUUGAACCAAUUUUAAAAUUACUUAAAUCGAAUUCUUUUGACAAAUAUCCACCAAACAUGAGGAAACAUAUUAUGCAAUUACGAAAAGAUUUGGAAAAACUAAAGAAUAAAAAAUUAGAAUACAUUAUGGUUGAAAAGAAGAAACCAAAACCAUUAAGAUUAUACGAGCCACGAAUUGAAGCAGUAUAUGACGGUAAGAAACAUAAGACUAUGUCCAAGGAGAAAGCUGAAAGAGAAAAAUUGUUGCACAAGUAUAAAAAAGAAAUGAAAGGUGCUAUGCGUGAAAUACGAAGAGACAGAGCUUUCUUAACAAAGCUACAAAUAAAACAACAGAUUAAGAGCGAUGAAGAACGUAAACGCAAGGUGAAAGAAAUCUUCGGCGAAGCUUCAGUGCAACAGAGUGAAUUAAAGAAAUUAAAACGGAAGAAAUAAUAGUAAUAGAAUAAACCGCACAUUCUGGAGUCUGUAUAUAUUAUCUUUCUUAGACAAUAUUGAUAUUUUGAAUGAUUUUGUGCAAAUCGCUAUAUUAGCGUUUUUUUUAAGAUUAUUAUAUAUUAUAUUAAGAUUAUAAUUUCAUUAAUUGUAAUAAAUGUAAAUAAGCAUUUUCAUAAGAAAA
This is a messenger RNA of Bombus huntii, 2843 nucleotides long. Its product is annotated as nucleolar protein 14 homolog. The record is from RefSeq and is a predicted model, not a curated record. NCBI's taxonomy places the organism in Eukaryota, Metazoa, Arthropoda, Insecta, Hymenoptera, Apidae. Gene Ontology annotation, biological process: maturation of SSU-rRNA. The coding region runs from base 8 to 2659 and encodes 883 amino acids. Gene Ontology annotation, cellular component: small-subunit processome; Noc4p-Nop14p complex; nucleolus. The transcript is spliced from 5 exons.